Molecule: messenger RNA, 1685 nt
Organism: Uranotaenia lowii
Lineage: Eukaryota; Metazoa; Arthropoda; Insecta; Diptera; Culicidae
Product: UDP-glucosyltransferase 2-like
Exons: 2
Coding region: 70-1635 (521 amino acids)
Molecular function (GO): UDP-glycosyltransferase activity
Source: RefSeq, a predicted model, not a curated record
AGCCGAGAGAUCAGUUAAGUUGAGUAUUCAAGAACACACAUCUCGUAGGACCUAAUAGCACAAACAGCAAUGAAAUCGUCCGCUUCGAGUAGCUUUCGGGUAAGCUACGUUCUUCUGGGAUUGCUGCUGCUGUUUUUCGCAAGCAAUGUCGUUCAAUCGGCCAGAAUCCUCUGCGUAUUCCCUAGCCCUAGCAAAUCUCACGUUCUGGUGGGACAAUCGCUGCUCAAGGGCUUAGCCGCACGUGGGCAUGAGGUCACCAUGGUCAGUGCAUUCAAGCUAUCGAAACCGGUCAAAAACUAUCGAGACGUGAUCAUCCCACUGGAUCACGAUACAAGCGAGCAGAUGAAACGGUUUCUGAAUGAGAAACCGAACCUUUUUAAGGAGCUUCCCAAGAUGAUGAAGUCGAUGAUGGAAACGGCAAAUUCGACUAUCAAUCACCCCAAAAUGGAGGAGAUAAAGCGGGAACAGUUUGAUUUGGUGAUUGCCGGUGUGUUUGUGGCUGAUUAUAUACUGGGUUUUGGUCCCCAUUUUGAUGCCCCAACGGUUGUGCUUUGGUCGGCUGGAUUGACUAAGAUUACGGCCGAUUUGGUGGGAAAUCCAAGGGCUUUAUCAGCGGUUCCCCAUAUUAUGUUGGGGACAAGCCAGACGGGGAUGGGAUUUGUGGAUCGCUUGAAGAACUUUUUGAUCGGAGCUGCGGAGAACGCUUUUUCAGCAUUUUCUGUUUAUCAACAGCGGAAAUAUUAUGAUUACAAUUUCCCUGCCAAUCGAUAUCCGGCCUACGAAGAUGUCCGUAAGAACGUUUCCUUGCUGUUACUCAACACACAUUUCUCCCACGCAGGUCCAAGACCCUAUAUUCAGAAUGUAGUUGAAGUAGGUGGUUUACAGAUUAAAACUAAACCGGGUCAGUUACCGGAAGACAUCAAACAGUGGCUGGAUGGGGCUGAACAUGGUGCGAUCUACUUCUGUUUGGGAUCGAAUGUCAAGGUGUCUGACAUGCCGAUGGAGAAGGUUCAGAUCUUCGUGAAGAGUUUGGCCAAGCUGAAGCAACGCAUCCUUUGGAAGUCGGAGACAGAGUUCAUGAAUGUUAUGCCUAACGUAAUGACUAAAAGUUGGGUCCCCCAGGAUGACGUAUUGGCCCACAAGAAUGUGGUACUGUUCAUAUCUCACGGAGGAUUGGGAGGAAUGGCUGAAGCUCGCUAUCACGGAGUUCCCGUCCUUGGCAUUCCGUUAUUUGCGGAACAAUCCUCUAAUGUGGAAGCAGUGGCACGAGAAGGUUGGGGUCAGCUUUACGACUAUCAUCAGCUCAACGAAGAGACAUUCGACCAAGCUCUGAAUCAAAUGCUAGGCAAUCCUCAGUUUAAACUGAAGGCCAAAGAAGCCUCCGCCGUUUACCGGGAUCGUCCUAAGACUGCAAUGGAGACCGCUUGCUUCUGGAUCGAAUACAUAAUCCGUCACAAGGGAGCUCCCCAUAUGCAUUACCCCGGGGCAGAUCUUAACUUUAUCGAACAAAAUAUGCUGGACGUUAUCGCCGUGCUACUUGCUGUUGUGUACAUAGUAUUCAAAGUUAUAAAACUCAUACUCAAAGGUUUGAUACGAUUAUGCUGUGGUAAAUCUAAAAAGCAGAAAACUAACUAGGUUAUCACCCUUAUUUGAUAAGAUAAAAUAAAAAAAAUCGUUAAAAAUGU